AUGGACUGGUUCUCGUGGCUAUCCAAAACCGACCUUGACCCGACCCUAAGCUACGAGUACGGGCUCCUCUUCGCCCAGAAGAAGCUCCGGAGUGAAGACAUCGCUCAUUUCAACCACAACUUUCUCCGGAGACUUGGCAUUACUGUGGCCAAACACCGCCUAGAGAUUCUCAAGCUCUCAAAGAAAGAAACACAGGCACUUGGCUGCUAUCACCAACGUCCCGCCUCUACAAAACUCAUCUCUGUCGUCAUCAGGGCAACCAAAAGUAUGGGCAAUCGCUUAAACAAGUGGCUUUUCCUCGGAGGAACCGCCGUAGUUGAACCAUUGAAGGAGAAGCAGUCGCCGCCACAAGUCUUUCGUGGCGGAGCGUUUCUAACUGGAGGUAAUAAAGUCAAUGCAGAAAAGGCUGAGCUACAAGUGGAAAGAUUACCUGUGAUCAAUAGGAAGAGGAUCGCGAAAUCUGGACCGUUGGAUCUAAAACACAGAAUGCAAGAGACAACGACGUUUGCAGGCAACCGAGGCAUGAACCUAUCUGGGCCGUUGGAUCGCAGCGUCCAAGAAAGACUUGUAUUAGCUUAUCGAAGCCCUGUUGUGUCAGGACAGUUAGAUGGAAAUUUGAAGGAACGGCUGAGAUUAUCAGGACCGUUGAAGGGACGACCAGCGAGCCCAAGUGUGUAUGUUGAGUACAAUAAAAGAGACGAUGACACACUAUGGGCUGCUAUGUUUCACAACUUGAAGCCAACAUAA
Arabis nemorensis is the source of this 747-nucleotide messenger RNA. Lineage: Eukaryota; Viridiplantae; Streptophyta; Magnoliopsida; Brassicales; Brassicaceae. The record is from the annotation of a GenBank genome assembly.